AUGACCUCUCGAUUUUCGACCUUGGUCAUACUUCUGUCUGUACUGCUUGUGUCGUCGCUUGUCUCUGCGGCUGCGAUUCCAGAUGACUCUCACCCACUAGCUCAUGGCAUGUUCCUAUCGCAAACUGAUGCGUAUCUGAGUGGAGAGAGCGUAACCGGCGAUCAUCUAGAUAGUCACCAUGUGCAAGAGGGACAAUCCCGAUACGGCAAAAACUGGGUCAUCGAGAGCAGUCUAACCGACGAGGCAGCCACGCUACCUAUCCUCGUCGCCCCCGAGGAGGACACUGAUGAGCACACUUCAUCGCACCUGCACGCUCGCUCAGACGCCAGCACCGACUCACUGCCGACAGCCUUCGACACCAAUCUCUCCAACAACUUCACAGCCCAGAGCUGCCCCAAGUUCUUCAACGACUUCCUCUCCGACUCGACCGUCACCUCUUGCUACCCCAUCUCGCUCCUCCUCCACGACUCCACCUCCUUCUUCCACACCCUCACCUCCGCAACCGCCACCUCGCACGUCCUCGACCUCUCCUGCGCCGCCUCCGUCGACAACUGCAAAUCCACCUUCAACCGCCUCGCAACCAACCUCCUCAAAGACGACGUCUGCGGCAAAGACUACAAGCUCGGGAACCCGCUCGUCGCAAGCGCCUACACAGGCUUUAUCACCUACGAGCCUGUCUACCGCGCUUCCUGCCUCAAGAACCCCGCCACAAAAGACUACUGCUUCGUCGAUGCAGCCACCAACGCCUCGUCCCCGCAGGAUCUUGACACCUACUCUAUCCCCGCCGGGUACCCCACCGACCAAGCUCCCUGGCCCACCUGCAACAAGUGCCUGCAAGCCAGCAUGGAUAUCUUCAGUCGCUGGGCGCAGAUCGACGGCCAGCCGCUCACGACGUCCUAUCUCCCCUCUGCGUCGGCGCUGAACCGACACUGCGGCGAUAAUUUCGCGAAUGUGAACAUCACAGUUGGCAAGAAAGCAGAAACGGCGUCGGGGGCUUGGAGGCCUGCGGUGGUUGAUUGGCGGUUGGUCGGGUGGACGGUGGCUUUGAGUCUUGGGAUGUCGGUGCUGUGA
Molecule: messenger RNA, 1071 nt
Organism: Aspergillus pseudoviridinutans
Lineage: Eukaryota; Fungi; Ascomycota; Eurotiomycetes; Eurotiales; Aspergillaceae
Exons: 1
Coding region: 1-1071 (356 amino acids)
Source: RefSeq, a predicted model, not a curated record